CCCUCGAUCCUGGCGCCCGAGAGCAACCGGAGGAGGAGGGCAUCAUCAGAAGAAUGCUAAGCGCAUACGCGAGCGGCCUUGGCCAGGCCUCCCGGGGCCAGCUGUGCACAGCCGAGCUCCGGUCCCCCCCAGCUCCGGAACUUCGCCUGCAGAGAUGUAGCCUGCUCCGCGGCAUCCCGCCCUGCAGCGGUGCCUCCCGGGUCCAUCCUUUCCCUUCCCAGCCUCUCUCCGCCCGCAGGAACCCCGCUGCCAGCAUUUCCCCUGAGGUGGUUGGGAGGUUGCCGGGCAUUGUGUUACCACGUCCCUAGGUUUCCAAUGUGUGUGGCAGUCUGCGUGACAGAUGGUGCUCCGGGAGCUUGCGAGGAGUCAAUUUUCUUUUGAAAGGAAUCUACACAUUCGUUCGGUCAUUUCUUUAUUAUUUCGGAGGAGAGUAAGGGGGACACGGAAAUCUGUCUCCGGCCUACUCUGCAAGAUGGGGUUUCCCCGCUCCCCAGCGCAGCCCCGAGCCAGGGGAACUUGGAGUCCUCAGCUGCUCCAGACCCUCGGGCAGGAGGCACCCUCUGCAUCUCUUUUAAAACCCUAAUGCAUCCGUCCUUCGGGCUCAUUCGGCUGUCUGGGAAGGGGAUGGAGCGAGGGAGGCUGAAUGGAGCAGCUGACGCUUGGCCAGAGGAGGCACAAGAUGCCAGCCGGCCCAGCAGGCCCUACCUACGGUGGUUCCCGAGGCUCAGGGCCAACGCCUGUCUCGGUCACCUGCAGGCUUUAGCGUCGGGGAUGGCAUCGGGACCCCGCUGAGACCCGGCCAGCUCCGCGGUGGGGAGGCGCAUUUGGGCAUCUCCUCUCCCAGCCCUGCCUUCCCACCCGUGUGGUCCGGCCUCCAAAAUGAUGCUGAGUCCGGACCAAGCCGCGGACUCGGAUCAUCCCAGCUCGGCGCACUCGGACCCGGAGUCUCUGGGCGGCGCAGACGCCAAGGUGCUGGGCAGCGUGUCGGACCUGGAGCCGGUGGAGGACGCAGAGGCCGACGGCAAGGGCGGCAGCAGGGCAGCUCUCUAUCCGCACCCGCAGCAGCUGAGCCGAGAGGAGAAGCGCCGCCGCCGUCGCGCCACGGCCAAAUACCGCUCGGCCCACGCCACCCGCGAGCGCAUCCGCGUGGAGGCCUUCAACCUGGCCUUCGCCGAGCUCCGCAAACUGCUGCCCACGCUGCCCCCCGACAAGAAGCUCUCGAAGAUCGAGAUCCUGCGCCUGGCCAUCUGUUACAUCUCCUAUCUCAACCACGUCCUGGACGUGUAA
Molecule: messenger RNA, 1287 nt
Organism: Nannospalax galili (Upper Galilee mountains blind mole rat)
Lineage: Eukaryota; Metazoa; Chordata; Mammalia; Rodentia; Spalacidae
Gene: Nhlh2
Product: nescient helix-loop-helix 2
Exons: 2
Coding region: 880-1287 (135 amino acids)
Biological process (GO): regulation of transcription by RNA polymerase II
Molecular function (GO): protein dimerization activity; DNA-binding transcription factor activity, RNA polymerase II-specific; RNA polymerase II cis-regulatory region sequence-specific DNA binding
Source: RefSeq, a predicted model, not a curated record